Messenger RNA from Eleginops maclovinus (Patagonian blennie), 1749 nucleotides. RefSeq names its product F-actin-capping protein subunit alpha-2. The transcript has 10 exons. The coding region runs from base 26 to 931 and encodes 301 amino acids. Gene Ontology annotation, molecular function: actin filament binding. Gene Ontology annotation, cellular component: actin cortical patch; F-actin capping protein complex. The record is from RefSeq and is a predicted model, not a curated record. NCBI's taxonomy places the organism in Eukaryota, Metazoa, Chordata, Actinopteri, Perciformes, Eleginopidae. Gene Ontology annotation, biological process: barbed-end actin filament capping; actin cytoskeleton organization.
AGGCUGGGAAUCCACCACCCAUGUGAUGACGUCACGGGGCUCUGACAAGCUGGUGGUGCCGGAAGAAAAGAUGGCGGAUCAUGAGGAGCAGCUAUCCGACGAGGAGAAGGUACGCAUAGCAGCUAACUUUGUCAUCCACGCCCCGCCAGGAGAGUUCAACGAAGUUUUCAAUGAUGUGCGAUUGCUGCUCAACAAUGACAAUCUUCUCAGGGAAGGUGCAGCGCAUGCGUUUGCACAGUACAACUUGGACCAGUUUACCCCGGUGAAGAUCGAGGGCUACGAAGAGCAGGUCUUAAUCACAGAGCAUGGAGACCUGGGGAACGGCCGGGUCCUGGACCCCAAGAACAAGAUCUCCUUCAAGUUCGACCACCUGAGGAAGGAGGCGAGCGACCCGCGGCCCCACGACGUGGACGGCUCCCUGGAGGGCUGGAGGAGCGCCGUGGACUCGGCCGUCAGGGCCUACGUCAAGGAGCACUACCCCAACGGAGUCUGCACCAUUUACGGCAAAACCAUCGACGGACAUCAAACCAUCAUCGUGUGCAUCGAGUGCCAUCAGUUUCAACCAAAAAACUUCUGGAAUGGACGCUGGAGGUCAGAAUGGAAAUUCACCGUGUCCCCCUCCUCCACUCAAGUGGCAGGCAUCAUGAAAAUCCAGGUUCAUUACUAUGAAGACGGCAACGUUCAGCUGGUGAGCCACAAAGAGGUCCAGGAGUCAAUGUCAAUUUCUAACGAGGCGUCAACUGCGAAGGAGUUUGUGAAGAUCAUGGAGGCUGCAGAGAACGAUUAUCAGACGGCCAUCAACGAGAAUUACCAGACCAUGUCGGACACUACCUUCAAAGCCUUACGCCGCCAGCUUCCUGUGACGCGCACCAAGAUCGACUGGAACAAGAUCCUGAGCUACAAGAUCGGCAAAGAGAUGCAGAACGCUUAAAAAAAACAAAGCAGCAGAGAACAUAACAGCCCCCUCCUCCUCCCCCUACCUCCACCUCCACCCAAACAAACGUUGCAUGACUGGAUAGAUGUAUCGUCUUUGUACAGAAAAUUAGAGAAACUGGGACAAAGAGAGGUUUUCUGGGUCUCGCAGCCCGCCGUCACGUUACACAUUGGAUGUUAUUGUUUGUUUUUAUACAGACACGUCUGUAUACUGAUGAAGGAAAUCUCACAUAGGAAAAAAGGGGGCACUUGUAUGCAAAAAGAUCCUUAUAAAAUAUCACGUGUGCAAUAUUUACUGUCAGUGAGACCUUUUUUAAUUUGACCUGCUGAGAAAAAACGAUUUGGGAGAAUUCUGAACAAAGACUCCCUUCACUUCACGGUUAAUGUCAAUAAAAAAAAGUGUGUUUAUUGAAUGGUAUACACACGCAGUCACAAAAUCAAUGUUCUUGUCCCUUAAUUUUGGUACUCCCUCCUCCCCCCCCCCCCUCACUGUUUGUCCUAUAAUCGAGAAGCAGCGCUCCUGGCUAAAAUUAGCCUUUUUUCAUUUGGUCAGUGACUACUUAACAAGCUUAAUUAACACCAGUCGCUAAGUAAUGUGCAUAAUGUCCAAUUUACAAUAAAAUCAGAACGUAUCACAUUCUCCUCCAGUGCUUAUUUUUAUUAAAACAGAAAACAGAACCUGACUGUAUUAUAUAACAAGGCACAUUGUAAUAUAUACCUGUAUGAAACAUCCUGUCUGUCAGUUUGGUGAUUUAUUUCCAUGAGAUUAAUUGUAAUUCAGUCACAAUUAUGUUGCAUUAAAUGACAAAUUUUCUA